Molecule: messenger RNA, 1847 nt
Organism: Plutella xylostella (diamondback moth)
Lineage: Eukaryota; Metazoa; Arthropoda; Insecta; Lepidoptera; Plutellidae
Product: PI-PLC X domain-containing protein 3
Biological process (GO): lipid metabolic process
Molecular function (GO): phosphoric diester hydrolase activity
Source: RefSeq, a predicted model, not a curated record
UGGCGGCGGGAGGCAGUCGCGAGUGGACCGUGGAGCGCGAUGGCCGUGUCUUGGGUCACUGUGCUGGCGCUAGCCGCUACUGCGCUGGGUGCUUCCAUUGCACUGAGAACGCUAGCAGUCCCGGGCAGAGCGCCGCCGACUGAAUUUCAGCUGAAAUCGAGCCGAAUCAUCCGCACUCUUAAACGUGUAUCUGACAAAGAUACCCUGGAGAGAUCGUCAUGUGGCAGGGUGUGGGUCACCGUCCACUCGCCAGAGCUGCGGCUGAGCACCACAAGGAGGCUACAGGAUGCCAUCGAACUGAACUGGGACUUCAACGGAUGCUCUAAUGUGCCGACACAGAUCGGCCUAUUCGACUCCCGUCCAGAGGACUUCAGCCAAGCGUUGCGGACCUACCCCCUGGACUCAGUCAGCGGCUUCCUCAUCACCAACGUGUCUCUCGGAGACGCCGCCCUGCCCGCCGGCUGGGAGAGCGGAGGGGGGUACAAGGGGGGACACUGUCUGUGGCCCCGGGUCGCAGCUGGGGGGGACAGGGUCGACACUUACAACUGCCUGAAGAUUCAGCCUACGUGGAUGGAGGAUAAUAUGAACAAAAUAGCAGAGCUUCGUAUCGGCGAGCUAGCUCUGCCGGGCACCCAUAAUGCGGGGUCGUGGAAGUUCAACACGGCGUUCAACACCGCCAGUCGAGACAACAUCGUGCUGUGUCAGGACCGCAGCGUGUGGGCCCAGCUGGUCUACGGGAUCCGGUAUCUGGACUUCAGGAUCGCGUAUUACGGGGCCGGCCAUGAGGAUGAGAGAUAUUGGCUGAACCACAACAUGGUGCGAGUCCGUCCACUAGUGCCGCUGCUGAGGGAAAUCAGGGUUUUCCUCGAUGCCACCAAGGAGGUAGUAUUCCUAGACGCCCAUCACUUCCCCAUCGGAUUCUACGAGCCCGACGGCUCUCCCAUCCGCAAAGUUCACGCCGGUCUCCUGGAGAUAGUCCAGAGGGAGUUGGGCCCCCACCUGGCGGAUGCCAGCGAGUUCCACACCGGGUUCGGCACCCGCGGGCCGAAGCUCCAAACGCUGGUCGAAGCGAACAAGAGACUGUUGUUCAGUUAUGUGGACAAUGCUAUUGUUGGUGAAAACAACUGGCUGUGGCCCAUCCUGCCGCACCUGUGGGCCAAUACCAACAACCCCGACACCCUGCUCGCCUACUUAGACCGGGCCAUAUCCUCGUCCCCGCAGCCACACGCGCGCUCGCCCCUCCACUCCGCCAUGGCACAGACCACCUUCAAUGUCUGGGACAUCUUCAAGGGAUCCCUGAGAGUCAGCGCUGAUGCAGUCAACCGGAAUGUCACAGAGAGACUGGGCACGAAGUGGCGGAAUCAAGCGAAUAUAGUGUCGACGGACUUCUUUUUGGGGAAUGAUGUGAUAGAUGUGUCGAUAGCGUUGAGUGUGGAGAGGGGGGGACGGUUAUGACGUGUGGGGCAAGUGAGGAGUGGGGGGUUAGUGUUAAGGAGGUCCUGGCGCCGCCCGCCCGGGCCAAAGAGGUCCCCGUGGCUGCCUCACAGGCGGCAUCGCUCCAGACUGCCCCGGCUAUACUUACACAACUGAUUGUCUAGUUGAGUUGCUUGUACAAGGUGCAAGUUCUGAACUUUCUGAAGAUUGAGAGAUGGCUGCAUUGAUUUGCAGCGUGUGUAGCCACUUGAUGGCUCAUUACGCCCCUUUAUCCGCCCGUGAAGGAAUGUGUAAAUAAUUUUAUAGUGAGAUAUUGUACCAAGGACAUUAAUGUAUUAUUAAAUUGUAAGCGACAGUUUGUCAGUUCAUGGAACGUUGUUGUACAUAAAUUAAAUUAAAACUUGUGCCAAAUA